Xenopus tropicalis (tropical clawed frog) is the source of this 3238-nucleotide messenger RNA. It is a transcript of the gene sptlc2, whose product is annotated as serine palmitoyltransferase, long chain base subunit 2. Bases 222 to 1883 code for a protein of 553 amino acids. Gene Ontology annotation, cellular component: endoplasmic reticulum membrane. The record is from RefSeq and is a predicted model, not a curated record. NCBI's taxonomy places the organism in Eukaryota, Metazoa, Chordata, Amphibia, Anura, Pipidae. The transcript is spliced from 12 exons. Gene Ontology annotation, molecular function: pyridoxal phosphate binding; transferase activity; serine C-palmitoyltransferase activity.
GCUUCACUAAGCCAUUGGCUGUCCGGGUUCUGGCUAGUUCCGGUUUCGGAGGAGCUAGGAGCGGCAGCUGACAGAAGCUAGAGGUGUAGUGACAGGGGUGUGUUGCUAGUGCGUGAGAGCGCUGAUAGGGGGGAGUGAGUACAGCACAGAGGGCGCUUGAGGAGUUACGAGAGAACAGGAAACAAGCAGGAGCUCCCGGGUACCAAAGGGAGAGGCCAAGCAUGCCGCGUUUCGGUGCAGGGGGAAUCUCAAGCGGACUUAACCAUAAACCUGUUAUGAAUGGAGUACAGCGCUGGGAGAAUGGGGCACUGAAAAACGGAAUGAUGUCAGAGGAGAAGGUCCAUAAUGGGGGUUUGUAUAAAAGACCUUUUAAUGAAGCAUUUGAAGAGACCCCAAUGUUAGUGGCUGUUCUCACUUACAUGGGCUAUGGUAUCCUUACUCUGUUUGGGUACCUAAGAGAUUUUCUCAGAACUUGGAAGAUUGAGAAGUGUCACAUUGCCACUGAAAGGGUUGAGCAGAAGGACUUUGUACCGCUAUAUCAAGACUUCGAGAAUUUCUACACUAGAAAUCUAUACAUGCGGAUUAGGGAUAACUGGAACAGGCCAGUUUGCAGUGUUCCGGGAGAGAGAAUAGACGUCAUGGAGCGCUUUACUGAUGACUAUAACUGGACCUUCAAGUUUACAGGCAGAGUGAUUAAGGGUGUAAUAAAUAUGGGCUCCUAUAACUAUCUGGGAUUUGCACAGAACACUGGAUUUUGUGCUGAUGCAUCUGCAAAAUCUCUGAACCAGUAUGGAGCAGGAAUGUGCAGCACUCGGCAAGAAAUUGGAAAUAUGGAAAAACAUGAGGAGCUAGAGCAUCUAGUUGCAAGAUUCCUUGGUGUGGAGGCUGCCAUGACAUAUGGAAUGGGCUUUGCCACAAAUUCUAUGAAUAUCCCAGCACUGGUUGGAAAGGGCUGCUUAAUCCUCAGCGAUGAGCUGAACCAUUCCUCUCUGGUACUAGGAGCCCGUCUCUCUGGCGCCACCAUUCGUAUUUUCAAGCACAAUAACAUGCAAAGUUUGGAAAAGCUGCUGAGAGAUGCAAUUGUACAGGGCCAACCACGAACACAUCGGCCGUGGAAGAAAAUCCUUAUUGUGGUUGAAGGAAUCUACAGUAUGGAGGGCUCCAUAGUCAGACUGCCUGAGGUUAUUGCUCUGAAGAAGAAGUACAAAGCCUACCUCUACUUGGAUGAGGCACAUAGCAUUGGGGCUUUGGGACCCAAUGGUCGUGGUGUAGUUGAUUACUUUGGUCUGGACCCUAGAGAUGUGGACAUCAUGAUGGGAACUUUCACAAAGAGCUUUGGGAGUGCUGGGGGCUAUAUCGGGGGCAGCAAGGUUCUCAUUGAAUACCUUCGGGCUCACUCUCACAGCGCUGCAUAUGCCACUUCUAUGUCACUGCCAGUGGUACAACAAAUCAUAAGCUCUAUGAAAUGUAUUAUGGGAGAGGACGGAACUACUUUAGGUCAGAAACGUGUGGAACAGCUGGCCGAGAACACAAGGUAUUUUCGCCGCCGACUUACUGAGAUGGGAUUUAUCAUUUAUGGGAACAGUGACUCCCCAGUGGUACCUCUUAUGUUGUAUAUGCCAGCCAAGAUUGGUGCAUUUGGCAGAGAAAUGCUGAAGAGAAAUAUUGGGGUAGUGGUGGUGGGAUUCCCAGCAACUCCAAUAAUUGAAUCCAGAGCUCGAUUCUGUGUAUCUGCUGCCCACACAAAGGAGAUGCUUGAUGCGGCCCUGAGAGAGAUUAAUGAGGUGGGAGAUCUCCUGCAACUAAAAUAUUCCCGUCAUCAUUUUGUACCUUUACUGGACCGACCUUUUGAUGAAACCACAUACGAGGAGACUGAGGAUUAAUAUCUGAUGGAGAAGUGAGGGGGAGGGAAACUGUGCCAACUAACAGGACACUUAGAAUAUUUAUAGACCUUGCCAGCCAUUCCAAUGCUGGGAGGGCAACUACGAUCUCUCCUCCUGUAAACCUCUGUCUUUGAUUAUUUCUUGGAUGGAGAGGAGGUGCCGUUUUAUAGAUAUUUACCUUUUUUCUAUUAUUUAUUUGGAAACGGGACCAGUGAAAACUCCACAUCAUUAAGCUUGAGGUCUUCCUCACACUAACCUUCAGCACUGUGGAUAAGAUUUAUAGGCAGCUACUCAACCUUACACUCAUAUGUAUGUAACAUACUUGCACAAAGUAUUGAGAUAUAGCAUAACUCUCAAACUGGUGAUUCCUUCUGUCUUUUUCAUUUUAAACACCUUUUAACCUUACCUCUGCCAGAGCUGUUAGCAGUGAGUUGCUGUACCCGCUCUUGGAAUGCUUUAAUUUGAAAAUGUUAAAAACAGCAUAGGUGCUAAUUAAUAUGCUGUCUGUAGGACUGGGGUUUGCAAUACCACAGCGGUCAGUAGUAUUCUGGCACAGAUUGGCUGGAUAGCUGUUUUUGAAAUCAUGCUUGGUACUUUCUGCCAUGACCAAUGUAUCUGCGUACUGUUUAAUGAGAUCCAUAUUGGGGGAAUUAAUAGGCACUGCAGACUGAAGGGUAGGCUUACUUUUUCUAAAACAUCCUGGACUAUACAGAUUGCUGUCUGGAAUUACAAAAUAAGCAAAGCUUUUUCUCUGCCCAUCCUUAAGAAAAAGAGAACCUACAUAUAAAUAUAUGAAUAGCAAUUAGACACCUUGGAAGCCUAAAAUACAUAGUAAAAUUACAGGCUACAAUAUCAGACCAAUCUUUGGUGAGAUCAGAUAAUAUGCAAAUGUAUGAAUAGAAUGGCUUUUCUUGGCCACUGUAAGUUCUGAUUGGAUGAUAUGAGUUCUGAUGUUUACUUGUGCAAAUAUAAUGUUUCUAAUGUUUGCUAAUGUGGACUUUUUUUUAAAUGUACAUUCCGCUGGUUCCGAAACAAGCUACUACAGAAAAUCCCUUGCUCAGCUAAUCUGAGCCCACCUGAAUCUCUGAAAUGGCCUUAAUGUGUAUGUUUUUGGUAUGACGUUCAAAGAAACUGAUCCGAAAGAAUGCAGACUUGUAUGUCCCUUUUAUGUGAUAAUACUUUACUGUUUUUUAUGUUCAUUACUUUUUGGUAAUGGUUUUGAAAAAACUUCUUGUUAAUGCUCCAGCUCUUAUAAACAGUAUGUUAUGGAUGUUAUGGCACACAAGUCAAAGUGAAAUAUCUGAUUUGUGAGAUUGUAAGCUGCUAAAAAAAUAAAAAUCAAAUUAUUUUUUGUG